AUGGCAACAAAUACUGAUCUUAUCCAACCUGAAGAAACACGGAUCGUGAUAGUGGGGGAGAACGGAGUUGGUAAAAGUGCAACAGGAAACACUAUUCUGGGAAGAGAAGCAUUUAAAUCCAGGUGCUCCCCUACAUCUGUGACCAAAGGCUGUGCUAAGGCUGACGUUAAGGUGAAUGGACGAAAGGUUUCUGUCAUCGACACACCAGUCCUGUUUAAUACCAGGACUGAUGAAGAGAUGAGGCACAGGAAUAUUACCCAGUGCUUUUCUCAUGCUUCUCCUGGACCCCAUAUCUUCCUGAUUGUUAUCAAACUGGACCGAUUCACAAAGGAAGAAACGAAGAUGGUGAGGAAGAUUCAGCAAAUCUUUGGACCCGAGGCAGACAAGUUCUGCAUGGUCCUCUUCACUCAUGGUGACCUGCUUGGAGGAGAACCUAUUGAAACGUUCUUGGAGGAAAGUGAAGACCUUAAGAAGCUUGUAGCCAACUGUUACGACCAGUACCACGUCUUCGAUAACCACCUGGAGGAUCGUUCACAGGUCAGAGAGCUGCUCAGCAAGAUCAGGAAUAUAAUCAGGAGGAAUAAGGGGAGCCACUGCAACACUUUAAUGCUCCAAAAGGUUGGGAAAGAGUUGGAAAUCAAAAAAGGAGUAUUGUAA
This is a messenger RNA of Cheilinus undulatus (humphead wrasse), 657 nucleotides long. Its product is annotated as GTPase IMAP family member 5-like. The record is from RefSeq and is a predicted model, not a curated record. The transcript has 2 exons. Gene Ontology annotation, molecular function: GTP binding. NCBI's taxonomy places the organism in Eukaryota, Metazoa, Chordata, Actinopteri, Labriformes, Labridae. Bases 1 to 657 code for a protein of 218 amino acids.